This is a messenger RNA of Oncorhynchus keta (chum salmon), 1568 nucleotides long. RefSeq lists its product as uncharacterized. The record is from RefSeq and is a predicted model, not a curated record. The coding region runs from base 333 to 1148 and encodes 271 amino acids. Lineage: Eukaryota; Metazoa; Chordata; Actinopteri; Salmoniformes; Salmonidae. The transcript has 6 exons.
ACAGGGAAGGACUGCAAGUACAAAGUCCUGCACCAGACUGCAAUCUAUCAGAGCAACUUUCAGUUCACUCCAGCCUCUUUCUUUGGGUUGUUUUUGAUGGUUGACAUUUUUUCUGUUCUAUUUGCGUAAGGAUUUUUUUGUUUUUAUAUUAUAAAACUGCAUCCAAGCUUCCUGGCGUGCCGUGCCCCUGAAAAGUGGGCUUCCUUUUGAAUGAAUGCACUCCUGCCACUUUCAUAAUCUCUGACUCAUAAUCUAUUGUACAGUUGGGAAGUCUCAGACUCUGUCUGUCUGUCAUUCUCUCUCUCCCUCUCUCUCCCUCUCUCUCAGGUGCCAUGAGGCUGCAACACUGUCUCUCCUGGAGCCUCUCUCUGCUACCUCUGCUCUUGUUGUCUUGUGGGUACCAGUGCGUGUCGGUCCACUUCCAGACCCCGCAGCCGGUCAAUGUACUCCCAGCCGGACGUCUAGUUCUCCAGGUCCAGAUCGACCGCGGUCCCAAAGAAAAGAUCUCCAUGAUAACCUGGGAGCGGGAGCCAGAGAACGCAAAGACCCCAGGGAAUCCUGGGAAGGUGACGUUGAUUACGUUCCCCGGGCAAGAAAAACGCUUGGACGGGCGUCUGAGUUUGGAGGAGCAGGGGUCAAUACUGAAGCUGGAGGGCUUUGGCGUGGCAGACAGAGGGGUGUACAUCGUGACCGUCACUGACCAGGCUGGCGUCAAGACCUCUGGACAGUGUACCGUCAAGGAGUACGAGGCUGUGCAUCACCCCUCGGUGAGAGUGAACGUGUCCCACUCCUCCCUGUUCUGUGUGGAGACCUGGGGGACAGACCUUAAAUUCAGCUGGCUCCACGAGCGGGCAGCCAUCACCGAUGCUGUGGGACACGUUUCGCCUGAUGGGAAGACCCUCUUCGUCUCCUCCGCCCCCAUCUGUGGUCACUUCACCUGCAUGGUGAGCAACAAGCUGGGCCACAGCUCUGCCACCUACACAGCAGAGCCGUGUGAGAGAGAGGGCAAGAGGACCACGGUGGCGGUGGUCUCUCUCAUCAUCUUGCUGGUCUGUGGAGCAGCGCUCGCUUUUCUACUGUGGAGGAGACACAGGCGAUACAGUAACAGAGGCGAGAGGCUUCAGGAGCAUUUUGAGGACAACUUGUAAUGGUGAACCACUGAUACCAGUACCCAAGGUAUUUCGCUACACUCCCCAACUCAAAGAUGGACUCAUAAAAGGACAGUAAGUGUACAAAACGCUUUGGGAGGAGCUUCCUUCCCUGUGAGCAGCAUGACCUUUCAGUGCAUUGGAACAAUGUGGAAAGUGAACUGCUUGUUGGCCAAUUGACGAGUUCUAAAAAUGGAAAGAGCAACUUUUGCCCGAUGUGUUGCCUGUUUUUAUAGUAGCUAUCAUUUUUACACCGCCUCGCAUUGUACUGAACUACACACUACUUUUUUUUAUAUAAUGCUCGAAAAUCAUUUGUUUUAAAUGAAAAACAAUUCCGUAUUUUGUAACUUUUGUAUAUUAUAAACAUUUUGUAUAUUUAGCUGUGUAUUCUUUGUAAUAAAAAGCACAUUUUAAACUGUG